Mobula hypostoma (lesser devil ray) is the source of this 2947-nucleotide messenger RNA. It is a transcript of the gene kif20a, whose product is annotated as kinesin family member 20A. The transcript has 18 exons. Gene Ontology annotation, biological process: microtubule-based movement. NCBI's taxonomy places the organism in Eukaryota, Metazoa, Chordata, Chondrichthyes, Myliobatiformes, Myliobatidae. Gene Ontology annotation, molecular function: microtubule motor activity; ATP hydrolysis activity; microtubule binding. Gene Ontology annotation, cellular component: microtubule; nucleus; kinesin complex. The coding region runs from base 223 to 2931 and encodes 902 amino acids. The record is from RefSeq and is a predicted model, not a curated record.
UUAUGCGGCCAGCAGUAUAAUACAAAACAGGAAAUUACUUUAGUUACAGCAUAAAGAAGUAGUGCAAAAGGCGAGUGAGGAGGACCAUUCAUAAAUCUGAUGUCGGAGGUGAGCACGGCUGCUCAUCUCUCCGGGGUGUUGUAUUCAUCAUUUGCCACUGGUUUUCUCGGCGCUCGGGGUUGGCGGCGAUCCAUUGGCUCACCUGGUCCAUGGAGCAACUGAAUGAAAAUGGCAACAGGUAUAAUUUCUCCAAAUGUGUACUCUGAUGAAGAGGAGGCAGCCAUUUGGGAAUCAACUGCCCUUAACAGUGGUGAUGUGAAAAAGCAGCUAUUACCAGACUUCUCUGUCAUCUCACCAACAAGCAAUGUGCUAAGUUCUGAUUCGGUACAGGCCUCUGCAGAAGACAGAAUUAAGAUCUGCCUCCGGGUUAGACCCUUCACAGAAGCUGAGCUUGAGAAAGGAGAGUCACAGGGCUGUGUUGUCAUUGAGAAUUCUGAAACGCUUGUACUACGUGCUCCAAAGGAUUCGUUUGCUAUGAGGAGCUGUGAGCGAGGAAUUGGGCAGGCCGUGCACAAAUUUACCUUCUCCCAGAUAUUUGGUCCUGAUACAAGCCAGAAGUUGUUCUUUGAUGUUGUCAUGAAGAAUCUAGUAAAAGAAUCCCUGGAGGGGCAGAAUUGCUUAAUUUAUACCUAUGGUGUAUCAAACUCUGGAAAAACCUACACCAUUCAAGGCACCAGGCAAGACAAUGGGAUCUUGCCACGGUCACUGGCAGUAAUUUUCAACAGCAUACAAGGUAAACUGUAUCCUAGGAUGGACCUAAAGCCUAGCCUCUGCAAUGAUGUAAUCAAACUGGAUGACAAGAUGGUGAGGCAAGAGGAGUUGAAAAAACUUUCUUUACUGGGCAUUGUUCGAGAGGAGGAUAUACAGACUCCAAUGAAAAAGAAAUCAGAGUUUAGCCUAAGGGAAGGCCUCAGCUGUAAUUCUGAUAGUGGUAUUGGGGGCAUGUCAUCUGUCAGUUCUUUAGAAGAGACUGCAUCCCGUUGGGCUGAUCAUGAUACAGUUGUUCUCCAGCAGGGGGAGCACGUCCAGUAUUCCAUUUGGGUCUCCUUCUUUGAAAUUUACAAUGAACUUGCCUAUGACUUGCUGGACACUACUUCUGCAAACCAUAAACGACAAACCUUAAAACUAUGUGAGGAUAAAAAUGGAAACACUUACAUAAAAGAUUUGACCUGGAUCAAUGUGGGUGAUGCAGAAGAAGCUUGGAAAAUUCUUAAAAUAGGCCGUAAAAACCAAAGCAUAGCGGCAACGCAUGUGAACCAGAAUUCCAGCAGGAGUCACAGUAUUUUUUCUAUUCGCAUAAUUCAUGUGUCCGAAGAUUGGAAAUCUAUACUACAAACAAGCGAAUUAACUUUGUGUGACCUGGCUGGCUCUGAACGCUGUAAAGAACAGAAGUGUGGUAACAGGAUGAAGGAGGCAACAAACAUCAACACUUCCCUGCACACUCUCGGCAGAUGUAUCAGUGCCUUGCGUCAGAAUCAGCAGAUCAAAUCAAAGCCCAAUGUGGUGCCUUUCCGGGACAGUAAAUUGACUCGUGUAUUCCAAGGGUUUUUCUCUAACCGUGGAAAAUCCUGUAUGAUUGUGAACAUUAAUCAGUGUGCAUCCACAUAUGAUGAAACAUUACAAGUCAUGAAAUUUUCAGCUAUUGCCAGCCAGUUGAUACAAGCGCCUUCUAUGAAGCUAUAUCCUUCCAUCCGAUCACUACUCCGAGAACAGGAUGGAUGGAACAACUGCAAUGCACAAGAACCAGUUGAAGAACAGGAGGAAUAUGAUGAGGAGGAAGAGAAUGAUAAUGAAAGUGACCCUAAUAUCAGCACACUGGACAAGGAGUCAUUGCAGAAAAUUAUUGAAUGUCUACAGCAGCAUCUGAUUAAGGAAAAACAGGAGAAGCUGUUGAUGGAGAGUGACAUCAGGCAAAGUGUUGUCAAUGAAAUGAUGGAACAAUAUAAUGCUAUGGAGAAACACUGGAGUGAACAACUUGAAGAACAAAAAGAUCGUUUGGAAGAUGCCUUUGAGGCAAAGAUGAAAAAUUACCAAGAAUAUGUGAAAUUCUAUUAUCAGCAAUCUUCUGCUGAAGAGGAAGGUUCUGAAUCUGAUGAUGAAAUGGGUGAUGAUAAAGCGUUGUCAAAGAGAAUACAGGAACUGGAAGCAACUAUUCAGCAACUGAAGGCGGAACGGAAGUCCACUAGUCAGCCAAAGAGGCGGUCCACUCGUUUGGCCAGUGUGAGCCUCAGAAAUGAGCUGCAUUCUGUUCAGCUGAUGCUGGUGAAUACAAAAGCAGAGCUGGAACAAAGCAAGGCUGAAGCAGCUUUCAAUGCAGAGGAAUUGAAGCGAUACAAAGAAAUGGUGGAGCCUCCUGCUGGAGUGAAACACCUUACAAAUAACGCAGACCGAAAACUAGAAGAGGGACAGAAGCAUGCAAAAACGUUGCAGAAGGAGUUACAGAAAAUAGAGCAGAUAUUGCAAACAUCAGAGAGAGCAUGUUGCCAUAACACUGAAGCAGAGAAACUGCGACAUACUCUAGCCAAAUGCAAAGAUCUAAUGUUGAAACAGGAUCACACAUUGGCAGAGCUACAGAAACUUAUGAUUUUGCUGAAGUUGGACAUGAAACGCAAAAACACCUGCAUUGCAGAGCAGUAUCACACAGUCCGUCACCUCCAGGAGGUUCCUGGCUGCAACAAGCGUCGGUGUGCUGGCAACAUUGAAAAUCAACCGCCCCUUGAAAAGAAGCCCUUCCUAGCUGGUUUCCUGACCCCACUGAGGCGUGCCAACCUGCAGCGUGCUGCCACUCCUUCCACUUAUAUUCUGCGUUCACGGGCAAAGCUGGACAAGCCACUACAUCGUGUGGAAGCAAAAUAUCAAGUGAAUUAUUAGUGGGUCACAGUUGGCU